This is a messenger RNA of Symbiodinium sp. CCMP2456, 500 nucleotides long. NCBI's taxonomy places the organism in Eukaryota, Dinophyceae, Suessiales, Symbiodiniaceae. The record is from the annotation of a GenBank genome assembly.
GCUCACGUGGUCACUGGCCGCACCCCCCUCGGGGCCCCACUCCUGGACAGCAGAGCUCCGGGGGCGCAAAAAAGAAGGCCAAGGCCGCGCCGACGCCGAAAGCGCCGCCGCCCUCCGGCGAGGAAGAGGCAGGGGCUUCUCGCCACAGACGAGAGGAGGCGAGGCAGCCACUCCUUUCAGAGCUCCGAGAGUUGCGGCUGAGGAACAGUGUUCUCAGUGCUGAGAACGCACAAGUGAGCGAGAUGCGCGCGGAAGUCCUUCAGGCGGUCGAAGAGAACGGUGCUCUUCGGACUCUGGUGAAGAUGCAGACCGAGAUGGCUUCGCAGUACGUGCAGGCGCAGCAGACGGGAGAGCUGUGCAAAGAGCAGGUGAAGCGGGGGCGCCACUGGUGGCUUCGCUUCAAAGCGGAGGAGCUGUGUGUGGCCAGGGAGACCAGCGAGAGGAACGAGGUCAGAGCAAAGCUGGCCCAGGAGGACGGUAGUCGCAGGCAUCCAAUUUAG